UCGUUGAUCGGCCACCACCACGAAAUAUCGGAUCACUCUGUGCAUCUCCUUGCCUCUACGCGCAAGAGUUUCGACAUGAGUUCAGAGAGUCAAGGUAGCAAUUUUGCUCUCUGUGGUAAGCCCAAUCGUGACAGGACGCGUAGGGGUUGGUCGGUGAGAGAGGAAAAGGCUCUCCUUGCAGCCCUCAAAGAACUAGCACAAACAUGGACGUGCAGUACUGGCUUUAGAGCGGGCUACAUGAUCUUGUUAGAGAAAGCCAUAAGAAAGGAAUUUCCAGGCACGGACCUGAGGGGAAACCCCAACAUACAAUCGAAGCUAAACGUUUGGAAGAAGGAUUACAAAUCUCUGAAAGCAAUCCUGAGCCAGCGUGGUGUUCGAUUUAACCUGAAAGGUGACCACAUGAUUCACUGUGAUAACGUGCAGUGGGAGAAAAUCGUUAAGAAUGAUGGCAAUGCUAGGCUCAUGCGUUUUAAGUCUUGGCCUUAUUGGGAAGACUGGAAUGAGAUUUUUGGCAAAGCUAAAACCAAUGGGUCAAAUGGGAAAUUCUUUUGGGAAACAUUCAACAAAUUUUAUGAUCAAGAGAAUGUUCUUCCAGAGAUUUGUGGCAAGGAUAAAACCAACAGAUCAAAUGCUGAAGACGUUGAGGAAGUAUUCAACAAACUAUAUGCUAAAGAGGAUGUUCUUCCAGAGAUUUGUGGUAAGGAUAAAACUAACGGAUCAAAUGUUGAAGACGUUGAGGAAGCAUUCAACAAACUCUAUGCUAAAGAGGAUGUUCUUCCAGAGAUUUGUGGCAAGGAUAAAACCAAUGGAUCAAAUGCUGAAGACGUUGAGGAAGCAGUCAGCAAGUCAUACGCUGAUGAGAAUGUUCUUCCAGAGAAUUGUGGCAAUGAUAAAACCAAGGGAUCAAAUGCUGAAGAUGUUGAGGAAGCAGUCAGCAAACCAUAUGCUCAAGAAAAUGUUGGGAAGAUCAGUGCAGGUCCUGAUUAUAACAAAACGGAAGAGAACAUGUCUCCAUCUGAUGCAGCCGGGGACAAUGGCCAGGGUGGGAAAGCCACUCAAACAGCACUACAGGCAGCCAAGGACAGUGUGUCCCAGGGUCUGAAAGCCACUCAGGCAGCUGAGGACAGUGUGUUCCAGGGUCAGAAAACAACUCAAACAGCAAUGCAGACUGGAAGGAAACGCAAGGCUGUAGAUGGAAUGGAUGGUCCACUCGACAUGCUCAAGAAACUGCAUCAGGAUAAGAAUGCGAUACUAGACAAGCUGUCCACACCAUUAGCGUACGAGUCUGAUCUUUUCAAAGCAAGGAAGGGGGUCUAUGGCAUCGUGAGCAAUAUACCUGGCCUCACAUUGAAUGUCCGAUUUGAUGUUUGUGAGCUACUUCUCGAAAAGGCCCACCGACUUGAUAUUUUCAUGGGGCUACCUGAAGCUGUCAGACCUGAGUAUGUCAUGUGGCUUUUAAACAGGAAGUGAAGGAGCUAAGCUUUCUAGGUAACGUAGUAAAGUAUUUUGGGAUGCAUAUGGUGAUGUGUAUGUCGUUUUUAAGACAUUAAUAUCUGUGUUUUGUUUUGUCACUAGGACUCGAAUCACCUAUGCAAGUAGUUUAGUGUUUUGCCAAAACAAUAUGCUAUCUAAAUGCAGUGUUUUGUAGUUGAA
Molecule: messenger RNA, 1653 nt
Organism: Salvia hispanica
Lineage: Eukaryota; Viridiplantae; Streptophyta; Magnoliopsida; Lamiales; Lamiaceae
Source: RefSeq, a predicted model, not a curated record